UGAUUAGCAAUGUAUUGUAUGCUAAUGACCGAAGAAGGCGUGUCUUAUUAAUAUUAAUCACUCGUGGGCUGGACACUUCAGGAGGCUUCAGUACGAACGUCAGAAUUCAUUAAUAUUCAUGAGUGGAGCUCUGCCGUACUAGGAUUCACAGCAUGUGUGUGCAUUGGGUGUCACUCUAAAAAGAGGUGAGGCUUUACACUUCCUCCUGCAUUAUUCAUAAGUGCCUGGAGUGACAGGCAGAGCCCUGGCCAGCUUUUUAAUAUCCAUUCUAAGUGACAGCGUGAGUGGAGUAUCAACAGCACAAAGAUAGAAAGGCUUUUAGAACCCAACUCACAGGGAACUCUGGCAUAAGUGGAGCUCUUAAUACAACCAUGGAUGUGAGCAGCUCUCUGAAGAUGAGCUCUCUGACCACCCAGAGUCUCUUCAGCUAUGUGGAGGAGGAAAACCUUUCGGCCAUCAAAGCUCAUCUGGACAAGUACAGAGAGGUGGACACCAGAAGUGAAAGCGGCCAGACGGCUCUGAUGUUGGCCUCAGAGCAGGGCAGCCUAGAGAUCGUGCAGGAGCUCAUCCGAAGGGGAGCAAACGUCAACUUGGAUGAUAUUGAUUGCUGGACAGCUCUGAUUUCAGCUGCUAAAGAGGGACGCACUGAAGUGGUGAAAGAACUCCUGGAGAACAAUGCCAACGUGGAGCAUCGCGACAUGGGGGGCUGGAGCGCGCUCAUGUGGGCCGCUUAUAAGGGUUGUGUGGAGGUGGCACGUCUACUGCUGGAGAAGGGAGCAAACCCGAACAUCACCGGACAGUACAGUGUUUACCCCAUCAUAUGGGCAGCAGGAAGAGGCCAUGCGGAGAUCGUCCAGCUGCUGCUUCAGCAUGGAGCCAAAGUCAACUGCUCUGACAAGUAUGGCACCACUCCCCUGAUCUGGGCAGGCAGGAAGGGCCAUAACGACUGUGUGAUGCAUCUGCUGGAAAACGGCGCCAAUGUGGACCAGGAGGGAGCGAACUCGAUGACUGCGCUCAUAGUGGCCGUGCGAGGUGGUUUCACUGAGGUGGUGAAGGAGCUGCUUCAGAGAAACCCUAACAUGAAUAUGACUGAUAAAGACGGCAACACUGCGCUGAUGAUCGCCGCUAUAGAGGGCUACACUGAGAUUGUCCAGGACCUGCUGGACGCGGGAACCUAUGUCAACAUCCCUGACCGGAGUGGUGAUACUGUGCUUAUCGGAGCCGUCAGAGGAGGUCAUGUGGAGAUCGUCCGAGCUUUGCUCAAUAAAUAUGCUGAUAUCGAUGUCAAAGGCCAGGACGGUAAGACUGCCCUGUACUGGGCUGUGGAGAAAAGUAACACAACUAUGGUUCGAGACAUUCUGCAGUGCAGCCCUGACACUGAAGCCUACACUAAGGAUGGAGAGACGCCCCUCAUUAAAGCCACCAAGAUGAGAAACAUGGAAAUUGUGGAGCUUCUUUUAGACAAAGGGGCCAAAGUGUCAGCAGUGGACAAGAAAGGUGACACAGCUCUGCAUAUUGCCAUUCGAGGGAGAAGCCGUAAACUCGCCGAGCUGCUCUUGAGGAACCCUAAAGAUGGCCGUCUGCUCUACCGGCCCAACAAAGAGGGAGAGACGCCCUACAACAUCGACUGCACUCACCAGAAGAGCAUCCUCACCCAGAUAUUUGGAGCCAAGCACCUGUCUCCUUCUGAGUGUGACGGGGACAUGCUGGGUUAUGACCUGUACAGCAGCGCUCUGGCGGACAUCCUGAGUGAGCCCACCAUGCAGCCGCCCAUCUGUGUGGGGCUUUACGCCCAGUGGGGCAGCGGCAAGUCCUUCCUGCUCAAGAAACUGGAGGAUGAGAUGAAGACGUUCGCCGGGCAGCAGGUGGAGCCGUUGUUCCAGUUCUCGUGGUUGGUGGUGGUUUUGACUCUGCUGCUGUGUGGAUCUAUGGCUUUGGUCCUCGGCUUUGCUGUUGACACAAAGCUUGCCAUCGCUGUGGCCCUCAGCCUGCUCACCCUACUCUACAUCUUCUUUGUGUUGGUGUACUUUGGAGGGAGAAAAGCAGGGCAGGGUUGGAGUUGGGCCUGGGUCCUCAGCACCAGACUGGCCCGCCACAUCGGCUACUUGGAGCUUCUUCUCAAACUCAUGUUCGUCAAUCCCCCCGAGCUUCCAGAGCAGACCACCAAAGCCCUGCCUGUCAGGUUUCUGUUCACAGACUAUAACCGUCUGUCGAGUGUGGGAGGGGAGACGUCCAUGGCUGAAAUGAUAGCCACGCUGUCCGAUGCCUGUGAGAGAGAGUUCGGCUUCUUGGCCACCAGACUUUUUAGGGUCUUCAAGAAAGAUGAAACUCAAGGAAAGAAGUGGAAGAAGACAUGUUGCGUCCCCUCCUUUGUGCUCUUUGUGUUGACGUCGGGCUGUCUGAUCACUGGCUUGACCCUGCUGGCCAUCUUCAAGGCGGACGCAGAGAACCUGACGGUGAACGCGGUUCUGGUCUCCAUGGCCAGUGUGGUGGCUCUGGCCGUGCUGCUGAACUGUCGGACCUGGUGGCAGGUGGCAGACUCUGUGCUGCACUCUCAGAGGAGGAGGCUCCUUAACGCUGCCAACAGCAUGCACAAGCUCAAGAGUGAGGGAUUCAUGAAGGUUAUGAAGUGUGAAGUGGAGCUCAUGGCUAAAAUGGCUAAAACCAUCGAUGGCUUCACUCAGAAUCAGACCCGACUGGCUGUCAUCAUCGAUGGCCUGGAUUCCUGUGAACAGGACAAAGUGCUACAGAUGCUGGAUACGGUUCGGGUGCUCUUCUCUAAAGGUCCCUUCAUCUCAAUCUUUGCCAGUGACCCUCAUAUCAUCAUCAAGGCCAUAAACCAGAACCUCAACAGUGUGCUGCGUGACUCCAACAUCAACGGCCACGACUACAUGCGAAACAUCAUCCACCUGCCCGUGUUCCUCAACAGCCGUGGCCUCAGCACUACCAAGACACUUUGCAUUUCCAGCCCAGCCAAUGUGGAUCAACUGAACUCUGAUGCUGUAGCGUGGCAAGAGGACAUGGACAGGAAGGUGUCUCAGAACAGUCUCGGCGAGCAGGGCAGUAAAACAGCACUGAACCGCCGGGACACGUACCUCAGGAGACAGAUGCAGCGCUCCGUCACGCGCCAGAUGUCCUUCGACCUGACCAAGCUGCUGGUCACCGAAGACUGGUUCAGUGACAUCAGCCCUCAGACGAUGAGGAGACUGCUCAACAUAGUGUCAGUCACAGGUCGCCUACUUAGAGCCAAUCAGAUCAUUUUUAAUUGGGACCGACUAGCGUCCUGGAUCAACCUGACGGAGGAGUGGCCGUACCGCACAUCCUGGAUCAUUCUCUUCCUGGAGGAAACUGAUGGAGUCUCAGAUCAGGUCACACUGAAGACCAUCUAUGAGAGGAUUUCUAAAAACAUUCCCACCACUAAAGAUGUGGAGCCUCUGUUGGAGAUUGAUGGAGAUAUUCGUAGUUUCGAGGUGUUUCUUUCAUCGCACACCCCUGUUCUUACCGCUCAUGAUGUGGAGAUGUUCCUGCCUUGUACUGUCAACCUGGAUCCCAAACUAAGGGAGAUCAUUGCAGAUGUACGAGAUGCACGAGAGCAGAUGCACCUUGGAGGAGUCAGCUAUCCCACACUGCCCCUGCAAGAUGCUUCGGUUCGGCCCCACUCGACAUUUGGGCAGCAGUCUUUGGCCUGUUCUCCCACAGGCUCUUUGGCUCCUGCUGGUGUGCUGCCGGCCGCUCAACCCCACAGCAGCUACUUUAGUGGGCUCACUGGACCCCAACACCCCUUCUACAACCGGCCUUACUUCCCUCAUCAUGUUUAUCACCUGCCCCGACAUUCCCCUGGAAACCCCCAUCACGCCCCCUCACGCCCUGCUACUAAACUCCAUAAGGACCCCAGUCCGGGACUAGAUGUAAUCAGAGAGGACUCCAGCGAGGGUCUUCCCUCUCCUACAUCUCCCGCUAUGAAUAAAUCUCAGCCCUUCAGAAUGAAGCAGGGCUCUGGUUCUGUGGUUUCUAGUGGAUCUCAGGUCCUCCUCGGUUCUCUGAGCAUCGAUGGCGUAUGUGGGAAGCUGAAACGGAUCCAGGGCCUGGACUCCAGCAUGCUGCAGCAGUAUAUCAGCACAGUCAAAAAGGCCAACGUGAACGGCCGGGUUCUGUCUCAGUGCGACCUCGAUGAGCUCAAGAAGGAAAUGAACAUGAACUUUGGAGACUGGCAUCUCUUCAGGUCCAUGGUUCUAGAGCAGCGUCAUGUGGAGAACCAGCUGCUGCAUGAUGAAUCGAGAGCGUGCAGCGAGCAGGGCAGCAGUGUGUUGACUCAACUCGAACCCAGCCGACCCAGUGAAGCACCACAAGAUGUGCCCAUCAACCCAGAAAACUUCACGUACAGCCUCAGCCUAAGCUUCGACGAGCUCAGCGGUGUGGGGCUGGAGGAGCCCGCCAGGCAACACAAUGCCCACUGGCUGGCCAACACUCACCGGACACCAAGCAUAUCCAGCCUGAACUCUCAGGAAUCAUCUAACGACAUCUGCAAGCUGACCGACAAGCAGCAAGCGGAGUAUCGCAGUGCUUACCUGGAGUACAUCUCCCACAUGUCCCAGCUCGAGGUGUCUGCUGCUGGACGAGAGAGUCCCGCUCAAGUCCUGUCGGGCCGGUUCUUCCCAGCCAGCUCUGAGGAGAAGACUAAGGAAGGUGAGCAAGACGGGCGCAAACCCUUCGCCAAAAAGAGCUCCAAAACCCCAGACACUAUAGAGGACUUCUCCUCUGUCCCAGACGGUGGUCUUCUAGAUCCAAUUACAGAGGAGGAUGAGAAGUCAGAGCAUGGGUCCGCCACUAAAAUCCCACCCAGAUGCAAGACCAAAGGACAGGGACCGUCUUACCACAGCAUACCGAGCGAUGAAGAAGAUUCAGGCGAUGAGGAGACGGACGCCACCCCGCUGCUGAGAGAGGAACCUUGGGCUGCUGAACCAGGCGUCUUAGCUAAAGGGAAGAGCUUCAUCUCAGACAUCGCACUGGAUAAGAAAUCAUCUGAUUCUGGAGUGAGGUCCAGCAGGAGCUCAUCAGACCGCUCGCUGCAAGACGAGGAGAGCGAAUCGGCGCAGAAGGAGGAGAAGAAAGAAGAAGAGGCCCAUCUGAUCGAGCUGGUUCUUGAGAGCCCGGUUAAGAAGCGAGUCUUACCACACAGGCUGAGUAACCUUCAGGAUGAGGCAGUGGCCCGGAUGUCCAUCUGUUCUGACGCUUUAUCUGACAGCAGUAGCCCUGAGGACAGCUGGCCCACGUCAGCUGUGAGCAACCUCAACUGCUCACCUGAAAAUACUGCGCUCAACAACAACAACAUCAACAACAGCGCCCGUCAGGAGACGCCCGACCCAACCGACUGCCCCUCUAUCAUUAUACGGCCAGGAUCUAGCACCGAAACCACCACGCUGCCCAAUCAAAACCUGCGUGGAGCCUACCAGAAGAGGGCCACCGGUCCCGCCACCGACGCUGCUGAGGAACGAGAGAGUGUCCUCUGAGCCUAACACGGUUUCUUUAACUGAAGAAAGGUAAAUUACUGUAAAAGUCUAACGACUGCAAAGCUUCAGAGAAACUCUUCAUUCAGGCAUCUGUGUUGUUAGUUAACACGAAUUAAAAAUGACCCAGCACAGCAAAAUCUGUUUCUUAACCAGUAUUUCUGAUUUAGUUUUGCAUAAAAGAUAUUUAAAGGUCCAUAAAACAAGAAAUUUAAUUAGUUAUAUAAAAUCAUUUAAGCAUAACAUUUCUGAAGCCUAUUAUAUAAAACCAAAAAUUUAUGGUUUAGACUUAAAAGUAACUUUUUUAAGAAUUGAAGUGCAAUUCAUUAACAUAAGAAAAAUCAUUAGGAAACACGAUGACAAAAACUUUUACAGCUUUAUUAGUUUAGGUUAAUGUUCAUUUUUGCAUAUACAUUUUUAAGGUUUCAAGUUGCAUGAAUUAACAUUAACAUAUUAUAAAUGAACAUGGAUUACAACAAUUAUCCAUAGUAUAUUCAGAGAUUAUUAUAUAAUAUUAACCUAUAUUUAAAAAAAUUGUCAUUGUGUUAGAUCAUUACUGAUUAAUGUUAAAGAAUUGAAGCCUAUUGUAGUGUUACCGAGAGAGAGAGAAAAAAGAUCCACUGAAAACAAAUCUUAUUAUUUUACACAACCUUGUUCUAUCAAUGUAAGUGUCUUAUUUUAAGGACAUUUAGAUAUUUUUAACUGGAAAACAAAACCAAAAUACUGUGUAAAAGUGUGAGAAAUUUAAUUGUUUCUGUUUUUGGAGUGGGUGCUAAAAAGCGAUAAAUGGAAGCUGUGAAGCCGUUCGUAGUUUCUGAUUUGUUUAGUGCAAAUCCUGUUAUUUCAUGCUUUGUUGCUAACAUUAAAGAUCCAGCGUAGGCUGGUCCACAAUAUUCAAAUCCAUCAAGUAGAGUGGGGAUUUAACCACAGAGAGUUGGUGCUGAUGUUUUUGCUGUGAUCGGUGAUGUGAAAGCUGUUAUUUAUUAGUGAUUGAAUGCCCUGUUCACAUUCAGGUCAUCCUUGUAGUUUGUGUUCUGCCUUGUAGUGUUUUAGAUGAGUGAAUCGAAUUGUGAUCAGUGUUACGAAAAGAGAAAAACAAGAAAUUAUAGAGGUUUCUGUAAGGUUUGAAUUGUGUGUAUGAGUAUCCUCAAUGUUUUCUCACACCAAUAAACCUCAUUCUUUUCCAA
Carassius auratus (goldfish) is the source of this 6694-nucleotide messenger RNA. Its product is annotated as kinase D-interacting substrate of 220 kDa B-like. The coding region runs from base 372 to 5510 and encodes 1712 amino acids. The record is from RefSeq and is a predicted model, not a curated record. The transcript is spliced from 31 exons. NCBI's taxonomy places the organism in Eukaryota, Metazoa, Chordata, Actinopteri, Cypriniformes, Cyprinidae. Gene Ontology annotation, molecular function: PDZ domain binding; protein kinase regulator activity.